Poecilia reticulata (guppy) is the source of this 1504-nucleotide messenger RNA. It is a transcript of the gene ap4s1, whose product is annotated as adaptor related protein complex 4 subunit sigma 1. Gene Ontology annotation, biological process: protein transport. Lineage: Eukaryota; Metazoa; Chordata; Actinopteri; Cyprinodontiformes; Poeciliidae. The record is from RefSeq and is a predicted model, not a curated record.
AUCUGCAGAGAUCCCACAGAACAGAACCAGAACAGAACCUGCCUUCUUUAUCAGGUUACUUAGUUUUUUCAAGUCCCUAGGUCUGAUGCUGCUAUAGCAACAGAUGACAGCAGAAGAUUACACUUCAACAACAUAAUACACAACCAGCACCUUCAGUYCAAGGCUUCUUCACUUUGAACUGCAAUGUGCUAUAUAAAUAAGCUUGAUUGACAGCACUGCCUUUCCAUGAAUUAUCCUCAAAAAUAUGACACAAUUUAAGCAAAAAAUUAACUAGCUUUCUUAUAUAUUGUAUUAUCAUUGUAAAAAAAAGAGAGAGAAAUAUACCAAAUAUACAUGUCUUACCUUUUUGUGCUAAUUCUCCAGCAGGAGCUUGUUCUCUCUCUCUCUCUAAUUUUAUUAAAAACAUUUCCACCUAUUUACUGACUUUCUCCUUAACCCCAAUCCACUAGGUGGCAGUACUGUACCUCUCAGCUGCAUUGUCAUUGUUUAUGUUUGAGGAAGGAAAACUAGUGAACUGUUUUAGGAUGAGGCUGGUCUGUGGAAGGUGACAGGAUGAUUAAGUUUGUGCUAAUGGUGAACCAGCAGGGUCAGACCAGACUGUCCAAAUACUAUGAGCCAGUGGAGUUGAGUAAGAGAGCAGCGCUGGAAGCGGUGGCUGUCCGCUGCUGCCUGAGCCGCGGGAAGCAUCAGUGUUCGUUUGUGGAGUAUAAAGACUUUAAGCUGGUGUACCGCCAGUAUGCAGCGCUGUAUGUUGUGGUGGGGGUGACGGACAGCGAGAAUGAGUUGUCCAUCUAUGAGCUGAUCCAGAAUUUUGUGGAGGUUUUAGAUAAAUACUUCAGCCGUGUGAGUGAACUGGAUAUCAUGUUUAAUCUGGACUCCGUUCACAUCAUCCUGGACGAGAUGAUCCAGAACGGCCACAUCGUGGAAACGAACAAGAGCCGCAUCCUUGCUCCACUCACCGCCAUCGACAAAAUGGCGGAUGGGUGAAGGAAGCAGGAAAUGAUGUCACAGACUAUUGGAGCACUCUGAGAAAUAUUGGACUGGUGUUUGUUAGGGGUGCCCCGGUAAAUGUGUCCUGGUUUCCUUAAUGUUGGGUGAUCAACCGAAACUCACAUGUGAAACUGAUCUUAUCUUCCACUGCAAAGGUCUGAAACCACCCUGACAGACCUCCCACCGGGUCACCAGGUCACAUCUGCAUCUGUGCAGUUGACAACAGUYACUCCACUGUUGCCAACUUAGCAACUUUGCCACCAUAUUUAACAAAAUUCAGAAUUGGCAGGUCAGGCAUUUUGAAGAUCAGCGAUUGGCCAGAAAACUGCAAUCGGUGCACCCCUAGUGUUUGUAGAGCAAACUGCUGCCAGGUCUCCAUGAGGCGCUAAUGUACCAGUGUGUGCAUCUCACAGCAACCCUGAACAGUACAGAAUACUGCUGACAGGUUGCAACUGUGUGAAUUGUGAAGUAAUGUUUGUGGCUCAGACAGCUGAUAAUACAUGGUGAAACCUCA